Messenger RNA from Amaranthus tricolor (Joseph's coat), 1434 nucleotides. RefSeq names its product ninja-family protein 3-like. NCBI's taxonomy places the organism in Eukaryota, Viridiplantae, Streptophyta, Magnoliopsida, Caryophyllales, Amaranthaceae. Gene Ontology annotation, cellular component: nucleus. Gene Ontology annotation, biological process: signal transduction; negative regulation of DNA-templated transcription. The transcript is spliced from 2 exons. The record is from RefSeq and is a predicted model, not a curated record. The coding region runs from base 235 to 1293 and encodes 352 amino acids.
UGUGUAAGCAGCCAUCGUUCCAACCUUUUUCUCAUCCCAACACGUGUCAUUUUCCUCUUGCUCUACUCCUCUCAAGCCCAACAAUUUUUAAACAAAAAAAAGAAAGAAACCUUAACCCUCUUAAAUAAAAGAGGCCAAAAAUCAAAUAAACUUUCCUUCCUCCAUUGUUAUACACCUUACACAACAAACACAGAGAGAGAGAGAGAGAAACAAACAAACAUUUAACAAUCAUCAAUGACGGAACAACAAGAAGACAUUGAAAUUUCAACCGAAUCGAACACAAUCAUUGAUGAAGACGGCUUAGAGCUUAGCCUUUCUUUACGUCCUUCUGGUUAUUCUUCCUUUAAUGAUCUGAAGAACCUUCCAGAAACUUAUGCUUCUCCAGCUUCCAAUGGUCAGAUCUUCUCAGAACGUGACGCACAAUCACUCCGCCGUCAUGAAGCUAAUAAGUUAAAACGAGGCUUGAAACGUAAAGAUUCUGUUGAAAACGACGUCGUUGCUAUUCAGGAAGAGGAUUUUGUUCAACGGAGUCGGAAAGUUCAAAAUUUAGGGUUACAACAAGCAGCGCUGCCGUCGGUAGGGCGGAAUGCUGGUUCUUUAAAUGGUGGUUUUCGGCCUUACAAAGGGCAAAAUGGUAAAAUUAGUCCUUGUAUUGAGGGUAAAGAUGGUAACACCUCUGUUUCCAGCGGUAGUUCUUCUGGAAUUUCUGAUAAUCACCAAAUCAUUUCUGGCGCAGGUGGGAAUAGCAGUGAUACUGGCAGUCAUUCAAGUCAUCCUCACUCACAACUGCCCUCCCCAAGUGCUCCCUCAUCUAGUACAACUUCACAACUACGUCUUAAUUCAUCACAACUAGACCUUCAACCUAACACUUCUAAACCAAACCGCUCAAAAUCCCAAGUAUGCAGCUCAUCUUCUAAUAAAAUCGAGCUUAACUCAGUCUCAAAACAACCAUGUAAAUCACUGGACGGAGCAACAUCAUUGAAUACGACUCCCCAAAGCACCGUUCCUAAAGAAACCAAACCAGAAAUCGGAAAGCCCCCUAAACCCAAUGGGUUGAUGGGCCAGCAGAAAGCUGUAUUUUCUCAAAUGCCGUGUGUUUCAGCCACCGGAAAUGGACCAAAUGGGAAGACAAUAACCGGGUUUUUGUAUAAAUACACAAACACUGAGGUGGGCAUUGUAUGUGUUUGCCAUGGAGCAUCGUUUUCCCCAGCAAGUUUCGUGGAGCAUGCUGGUGGUGUUGAUGUAGAGUACCCACUCAGGCACAUUAAAGUUGUAUCCUUUCCACUUAGUUAACCACUAAUCCAUUAUACUCCGUUCUGUUUACAUUGUUACAUCUAAUAGUUUAAUAUGAAAGAAAGUUUUUUAAGCUAAAUGUAGCGAUCUUAAUGAGAUAAAUGAGUAAUUGCGAGCUAAUAAUAUGACUUUUUUUUUAAA